Molecule: messenger RNA, 840 nt
Organism: Sclerotinia sclerotiorum 1980 UF-70
Lineage: Eukaryota; Fungi; Ascomycota; Leotiomycetes; Helotiales; Sclerotiniaceae
Exons: 3
Coding region: 1-840 (279 amino acids)
Source: RefSeq, a predicted model, not a curated record
AUGGCGACGAUACCGGAUGCGAAGAGGAUGAAGGUGGAGGGGGAUGCGGAUGGAAAUGGGGGUUUGGAUAAGAGUAAGAGUGAUGGGAUUAAGAGUGAGGAUGGGGUGAAGAGGGAAUUUAAGGAGGAAGCGGGAGUACAGGUUGGUGGGUUGGAUAAACAGCAACGGGAUCAACGGGAUCAGCGGGAUCAACAGGAGGAUUUGGAUGCGUUGGAGGGGUUGGAGAGUGAGGCGAAGGAGUUUAUGAAGGACACAGAAAUCGAUAGGAUAUUAAAAGCUUUUCGUUUAGAUGCCUACGCAGUCCUAGACCUCCAACCUGGAGUCGGCGAAUCCGACAUCAAAAAAUGUUACCGUGUAAAAUCCCUCCUAAUCCAUCCAGAUAAAACCCGGAAUCCACUCGCCCCCGAUGCAUUCGACCGAUUAAAAAAAGCCCAAACAGAACUCAUGGAUGAAAAACACCGCGAAAGACUCGAUGAAUCGAUCGCUGAUGCUCGAAUGUUAGUCAUGCGGGAAAAGGGUCUGAAUAGAGAUAGUCCGGAAGUUAAAGAACCCAGUGAGGAGUUUCGCAAAGCGUGGAGGGAGAAAACUACAUUUGUUCUGAUUGAGAAUGAGCAGAGGAGGAGAAGACAGGUUAAAGCGCAGAUGCAGGAGGAAGGGAGGGAAAUGAAGAGGGUGGAGGAGGAGCAGGAGGCUAGGAAGAGGAAGAGGGAAAAUGAGGUUAAAUGGGAAGAGAGUAGGGAGGAGAGAAUUGGAAGUUGGAGGGAGUUUGCUAAAAAGGGGGGUGGAGCUGGGGGUGGGGGUGAGAAGAAGAAAAAGAAGAAGGUUAAACCUUUGGGUUAG